Molecule: messenger RNA, 1381 nt
Organism: Guillardia theta CCMP2712
Lineage: Eukaryota; Cryptophyceae; Pyrenomonadales; Geminigeraceae
Exons: 9
Coding region: 20-1315 (431 amino acids)
Biological process (GO): chorismate biosynthetic process; aromatic amino acid biosynthetic process
Cellular component (GO): cytosol
Molecular function (GO): FMN binding; chorismate synthase activity
Source: RefSeq, a predicted model, not a curated record
AGUGCCUCGUUGACCUCGAAUGUCGUCAUUUGGUACUUUCUUCCGCGUCACAACCUUCGGCGAGAGCCACUGCGCUGGUGUCGGGUGUAUCGUCGAUGGCGUCCCUCCUCGCAUGCAGCUCUCCGAAGCCGAUGUCCAAGUCCAGCUGAGCAGGAGGAGGCCAGGACAGGCAGGAGCAGGAAGCAUCAGCACCGGAAGAAACGAGGAGGAUGCGGUUCAGAUCCUCUCAGGAACCGAGAAAGGCUUCACUCUGGGGACGCCGAUCGGCAUGUUUGUGAGGAACAAGGACAUGCGACCGCACGACUAUGGGGAGAUGAGCCAGAUUCCUCGUCCCUCGCACGCAGACUUCACCUACCAGAUGAAGUACGGCUUCCGUGCUGCGAGUGGAGGAGGACGCUCGAGCGCUCGUGAGACCAUUGGGCGAGUAGCAGCAGGAGCGAUCGCAGAGAAGUUCCUCAAGGAGCGCUAUGGCGUCGAGAUCGUCUCCUGGGUGAGCGGAGUAGGAGACAUCUUCCUCCCCGACGACAAGGUGGACCUCGCCAACAUCUCUAGGGAGCAGGUCGACCAGCACAUGGUCCGCUGCCCUUGCCUGGAGACUGCGGAGAAGAUGACAGAGUGCAUCAAGGCGGCGCGAGCUGAUGAGGAUUCAGUCGGGGGAGUUGUGAGCUGCGUUAUCCGCAACGUGCCGAUCGGACUGGGCGAGCCUUGCUUCGACAAACUCGAGGCGGUUCUUGCGCACGCGAUGAUGUCCAUCCCCGCGACCAAGGGGUUUGAGAUCGGAAGCGGGUUCGCAGGAGCGAGGAUGCGAGGCUCGCAGCACAAUGACAUGUUCUCCAUCGACGCGCAAGGCAAGAUGGUGACGGAGACGAACUACUCUGGAGGGAUCCAGGGAGGGAUCAGCAACGGCAUGCCUAUCGUCUUCCGGAUGGCGUUCAAGCCGCCGGCGACCAUCGGCAAGGCUCAGAACACAGCUGACUUCACUGGAUCUUCCACUGUGUUGGAGGCCAAGGGACGCCACGACCCCUGUGUGGUUCCCCGCGCGAUCCCCAUCGUGGAGACGAUGGCGGCGCUAGUGAUUGCGGACAUGUGCCUGAUGCAGGAGGCUAGAGUGAGCUCCGCAGCUCGGCUUCCAGCUGAAGUGAGCCCCUACUUCUGCGACCCCUCCAUGAGCGGCGACGUCUCGUACAACGGGACCUUCAGUGGGUGGCCGAACUUGAGCGGAGAGAGUCGCAAGUCUGAGCUGACGAAGCGAAAGAAUGAGCUGGAGGAGAAAUUGAAGCAGCUGAACUUGCAGCUGGAUGAGGCGGACAAGUGAGACUCCAGCAGCUGGAGAGCUGAGGUUGAAACUUUUAGAAUGAACGUGACGAGCAACGUCAAGGUG